GAUAAUAUGACGCCACACUAAACGCCCAUAAACAUUCGUAACAGUUGUAAUAGGAAGAAUUUAAUUUUAUAUUGUCGGUAAUAAUUUACUAAAACUUAAAUUUUGAUAAGACGGAAGUAGAAAUAGGAUGAAAUAGUUUUUCAUUUAACAAAUAAUAAGAAUAAUUAUUUACAUUCAUACUAAACAAAAGGUAAGUUAUUUUUGUAAUAAAUUAACAAAUACAUGUUUUAGAUUAAAUUUAAUAUACAAUUAAAAUAAUUCAUGCACAUUAUGGGUACACGGUGUAACAAAUAGAGAGAAAAAAGUGUUGAUACUGUUGAUGAAUGCGUCACUGUUAUAGUUGAGAAUUUGAAAAAGUAGAAUAUAUUAAGUUAUUUAAUUUAUAUCUGUAAGCAAUGAUAAACGCUAAUUAACACAUUGACAGAUAUUACUGCUAUAGCAGCAAUAUGUAAAAUGUCAUAUUACGUCUAUGCUGCUGAAGCAGUAAUCUUUUCAAUGGUAUCAAAUCAUAGAAGACAGUGGACUGCCACAUUACGACAGUCCACACUGACAAUUUACAUAGAUUUUGGAUGUAGGUAUAGUACUACUAAUAUAACAGUAAAAAUUAUAUUACAAGUGUUCAAUGUGUUAAAAACGACUCUGCGAUGUUCGGUUAUACAUAUUUUUAGUAGACUGUGGUUAUUAUCUAUUAAAAAGGUUGUUUUUUACAUCAAUAAAUAAAUAAUUUUGCAUGAACAGUUCAAUACGUAUAUAUUAUACUAAAUUACAUGUAUAUAUAUAUAUAUAUAUUAGGGUGGUCCUUAGUUGUAGAAGAUAAAAAAAAAUAUUAUUGUUUUUAUUGCUGGACCCUCCCAUUUUUUUUUAUAAUCAUAUAAAAGUUAUAUGUAAAAAAAUUGAGCAUAAUUACUCAUCCCUUUCCCGUGCCCCAAGAGACUUAAAUAUAGGACAGAGGGUAACUACCCGUUAAACGGCUUUUUGUAUUUUAUUCGAAAACCAUAAGAUUUAUCAUAAAAAUGUAUUGAACUUAAAUUGUAGAAUAAAUUAAGUACUAUAAAAAAAUGUUUUUACAAAAUUUUCGUAAAUUUAUUAUGCUAUAUAAUAAAUAAUAAAAUAUAAAAUGUUUAAUUUAUUUGGGAAAAUUCAUCACCUUUUGAAAUUAUUUAUAUAUUAUUAUUAAAUUUGGUCUGAAAUAAUUAUUAUCAUGGGAAUAUUGUACAUACCUUUUAGUUAAUACCUAUUUUAUUGAGUCCAUUAACUCAGUUAUCUUAUCGAUAAUUCUCGGCAGUAAACUACCUACACUAAGGGACUGUAUGAAAGUUUUAUUUUUUAAUAUGCGAAUAGUGAAAAUGAAUUUGUCAGAAAGUGCAUAUUUAGCUAUUGAUGAAUGUAUCAUAUUCUGGAAAAAAGCACGAAUUCCAAUUAAAGAUCGAGCAGAUUGCAUGAAGAAAUUAAAAAAGUCGUAUGAAUUAUGGCGAAAUCUCGAAAAACAUAAAGAACGGAAAAGCGAAACAUAUACAUCUCAAAUUAAAGAGUUUGAAAAAAAAUUAGACAACUUAUUUGACAUAGCACAUGCAAAUGCAUUUAACAUAAUGAACAUUGAAAUUGAUAAAGAAUUUUUACGUUCACAAAGAAUGCCAGGUCGUCCAGGUUGUUUGCUAGGAGUUGACAUGCAACUUAUGAAAAAAGAAAAAAGACAAACUAUUAGAAAAAAUACAGAGGCAAGAAAACGACAAAAAUAUGAAGCUGAACUUUCAAAUAUUGAACAAGGUAAUUAUUACAAUUUUAAUACUGAAAAACAUUCAAAUACCUAUUGUAGCUAUCUAUUCAUUGAUCAUAUUAUAAAUUAUUUUACAAUUAUAUUAUAGUUGAAACACCGGCAUUCACUAGUUCCGAGGAAGAGGAGGACAUAGAAUGUAGUAUAAUUCAGAAUAUGUUUGAAGUUAGAAGACGUGGAUGAAUUUUUAAAUAAAGAACUACCUGUAAAUUUGUUAAGUUACAAGUCGUGUAAAAUAUUUAAAAGAUUCGGAAUAUCUUCGGAGUACCUAAAAAUGAACCCAACUAAGUGUAAUGACAAUCUUGCAUACCAGUCGGCAAAAAGGACAAUAGAUUCGUUACAAAUUGUUAAUGAUACAGCUGAAAGGGGAGUAAAGCUUAUGGAGGAUUUCAACGAUAAAUUUUCUAAAAAUGAAAACCAAAAACAAUUUUUACUUCAAGUGNAACCCAACUAAGUGGAAUGAUAAUCUUUGAACCCAACUAAGUGGAAUGAUAAUCUUGCAUACCAGUCGGCAAAAAGGACAAUAGAUUUGUUACAAAUCGUUAAUGAUACAGCUGAAAAGGGAGUAAAGCUUAUGAAGGAUUUCAACGAUAAAUUUUCUAAAAAUGAAAACCAAAAACAAUUUUUACUUCAAGUGGGUUACAAAAAAUUAUAUCUGUAAUAAAUGUAAUUUUAUAUAACUUAUCUUAUUAUGUAUUUAAUUUUAGGUUAUUCAAAAAUACAGAAAAACAUAUAAAAAUUGUACNAGACAAGUUUUGAAUACACCAUUUGAAGAUAAAACUACUUAGUACUUAGAAAUACACCUUAAACUAUUUCGUUUAUUAUUACAUAAAUAUUAUUAAUAUUAUAUAUUGAAACCACUGUAAAAAAAUUAAAUUUUGUGAAAAAACCAAAAGAAUUAAUUUUUAAGAGGGAAAUAUUAGAUUUACGAAAAAUGUUGUAAAUACAUUUUUUAUAGAAAAUAAUUUGUUCUACAAUUAUGGUUCAAUACAUUUUUAUGAUAAACCUAAUAUUUUUUGAAGAAAAUAUAAAAAACAAUUAAACUACCCUUUGGCUAAUAUUCAACCCUCUUGGGGCACGGGAAAGGGAUGAGUAGUUAUGCCCAAAUUUCUUCAAUAUAACUUUUAUAUGAUAAUAAAAAAAAAAUGGAGGGUCCAGCAAUAAAUUUCAAAGGUGUGAAAUUAAGGACCACCCUAAUAUAUAUAUUAUACUAAUAUGACUAAUAUGAAUAGUGUUCAUAAUACACUUAAUUGUCAUUAAAUUCUGUUUCACAUUCUGAUUCUGUAUUGUAUAUUGUUUCUGUGACAACAAUUUCAUUGUUUUCACUAUUAUUAUUUGAACCCCCAAUACAAAUAGAGAUAUUUUCUUCUUCAUAUCAUGCUAAAUUCUGUGUUGAACAAAGUAAAAAUCAUUCAAAGGAAAUAAGAUCAAGAUCUAAUUUUUGUGUAUUAUAUUCAAUGAGUGCAUUGUUAUACAAAUAUAGAUAUCUGGUUUUUCGUUUAAGAGUUUGACAUCUACAAAAUCAUAGGUGCGGGUGGUGCACAACUCUGGGGCACAAUACUUGAGUCAAAGGGCCCAUAGCUGUCAACAAAUGUUUUUUUCUUUCAUUUGUACAUUAAUUUGAUUUAUCAUAAUUUUAUUAUUAUCUUAAGUUUAGUUUCAUAUAAUAAAAAUAUAAAAACCUGAUCUGUUGUGACUUUGAGUCGUUUAUUUAAAAUAUAUAAGAGGAAAUUACUCAGCCUAGAGUGACAUAUAAAGACAUGAUUUGUUAAUUAUUAUAAGUAAUACCCAUAUCAAUGCGAUACUAAAAUGCACUGUUUAGCUAAAACUGUUAUUUCCUUUUUUACUGUAAAAUAUAUCAUUAUGUACUGUGUACCAUACCUACUAUCUAAUGCAUAUUAUUAUUACAUAGUAUAUAAUAUUAUACAUUAUUAUUCUUGUAUACAUAUAUUCAAUUAUGAAUCAAACAUUACUCAGUGGUGUAGCUAAAACAAAAAACAAAAAUCAACAAAUACAAUAUCUUUUAAAACCAAAUAAAAAAAAAAAUAUUUCUUUUGAAUGCAAUCAACAUGUUGGAGGUAAAUGGUUUCCACCAACACAUGUAGACAUAUUUUUAUAUUCAUAAUAGUUUUAAUCAUAAAUAAUAAAUGUAGUGUGAGGACUGGCUUAGAAAAUAUUGAAGGAUUAGUGUAGUGCUUUUUGUGGAGUCUCAAUAAACUUUUUUUUUACUUUUUCACCUUAUAUAUGAAUAUACUUACAGUAAAUUCUUCUAAGUCUGUUAAUUUUAAUUUGUAUUUUCUUAAAUAAUCUGUAAAAUACCUAUAUAUUUAGUCAUGAUUGUGACUAAACACAGAGCUUCUAAAAGCAUGGAGCUAUGUACAAGUGUACAGCUUGCAUCACCUUAAAGUCAGCCCUGAAUGUAGUUAGUAGGUAUCAUUAUUGAACAUUUAUUUGAAGAAAAAGCAUAAAAUCUUGAUUUUUUUUAAUAUUAAAAAUAUUAUUAAUCUUUAUUUUAAAUGUUAUAUUUGUAUAUUAUUGUAAAUCAUUUUUGUUCAAUCAAUAAUCUAAUCAUAUUAUAUUUUGAACUAUUUUUAAUGACAAUUUUGGUGCCUUAAAAAUGAAUAUUACUAAUUAUCCUACAAAUAAUAUUAAUGUGUGCAGCAAACAUUUUAUUAUAGAUAAUUUCUUACAAUUCAUAACAAGUUAUUAUUAUUAUUUAGAAUUAAUGCUCAAAUUAUGUAAAAUACCUACUAACUGUUAAAUUAGUAACAUAGGUAGGUACUUUAAUAUGGCUGUUAUGUAAUGGGUGUGAUUUUAACAAUUCCAUAGACUUCAUAGGAACAUAGAAACAGGUUUUCCUCUGAGAUCACUAGUUUUAAUCCUUUGGGGAACAUUGUUUUUGAAAAUUUUCUUGGAAAAUAUUAAAAGUUAGCACUCAUUAGAUAUAAAAAAGAAACAAAUUUAGGUGUUUUCACUAUAUCACAAUGCCUCAAAGGGUUAAGACACAUAGCAACGAUUUUUAAUAUUUUGAUAUUAUUUUCCACACAUCCAAAUUUAACAAUGUGGUUACAUUUCAUUAUAUGUAUAUCCUCAAUCUAUUUUCACUUAAAUCACCAAUAAAACUUAAAAUAUCAGUUUGCUCAACAACCGAAGUAAACAAUUUUUUUUUUUUUUUAUUCGAUUUCUAUUUGAGGUAGGUACUAUGAAAUCGAAUAAAAUAAAUUCAAUUAUUCAUAAAAAAACAAAUUAAAUUAGUAAUUGGAAUUGUGAGAUUGAUUGUUAUCAGUUAUCAGCAUAUACUGUGGCCUCCUUAGAAAAAGUAACUACAGCACCCUUAUAUUUGCAAAAUGUUCUUAUCAAAUUUUACCUGCCUACUGCAGGCGCCCAGUGGAUUAUUAGUUUAUCAUUAUUCAUUAUUAUUAUUAUACAAUAUUUUCAUUUUUGCAAUUAAUGUAAUCAAUAAAAAAAAUAUUUUAAAUAAUAUUACUAUAAUUAAUUGGAUAUUAUAAACAGCCUAUAGGGUAGGGAUGGGCGAUUCAGCCCCUUGAUCUCCUUGGUGAAUACGCCACUAGUUCCUAUAUUAUGUAGACAUUAUAUGUUAUGUAAAAUAAUUUGUUAAUUUUAAAGUAUGUCUGUUGUAGUCCAAUGGUACGUACCUUUUCUACCAGAAAUCUUGCUCCGUUGUAUCAAGUGUAGCACAUUUUCAGAAAACAAUUUUUUAUCUUCAUGGUAAUUUAUGGAAGUCAUUUUUUGAUUUUUUAAGUGGUUUUCAUAAUUUCUGGGAAAAAUCUGAAAAUAGAUACAAUACUAAACAAAUAUUAUUAAAGAAAAUAUAUAAUGCAUAUGCAAUUGUUUUACCAUACUAUGACAUAUAUAUUGUUGACAAAGCAUCACUAUCAACUGAACUCCUCUCAGAAUCGUUUUUUAGCAAUGGUUUAUAGUUGCUUACUGAUGUACAUUAAAUUACUUAUAAUAGUUAUAACAAUAGCUGCACCCCACCUCAUUAUUCUAGGAAGUGGUAUGGACUACAGAGGUGAUAAUUAUAUUUUGUAUCAAUUGCAAGUCAACAAAUUUCUUGAGAUAUAUAUAUAUCGAUAUAAAAUAAAAGAUAUUGAUAUAAUCAUUGUGGUAUACUUGUAUAAUCAAUCCAAUUUCUUCUAGCACUUUCUCACUCAAUAUUGGUUCUCUGUUUCCCUCUUUAAAUGCAGUCCAUUUAUAAAUAUGUGUUUGGAUGCCAUAGAGAGGUAAUGAACGUGAUUGUGGCACACACCGCUAUUUUUUCAGUGGUUAAUAUUUAUUAUUUUCCUUUUAAUGUCAUCCUUUUAACACAAUUAAAUCUAGUGAUUUUUUUAGAAUCUUUUCUGAUUUAUACUGUUUUUACAGUAUCAGUAUUUAUACAGUAUUUAUAAUUUAGUAUUAAUGUUUUAAAUACCUAUCUAGGUAUUUUUAUUUUAAUCAUAAACGAAUUGGAGGAUAUGGCGGUGAACAAUCCCACGGAAUUGGAUUCCAUUCCUGAUGAUUUUCUGGCAUUACGUAUAGCAAUGGAGAAAAAUUAUUUAGAAUAUUUUGUAACCAGAUUAAACAGAAUUGAUCCUGCUAAUAAAUUAAAAAUACUCAACCAGGUAAACUUGACUUUAAUAACUGUACAAUAAAUUAUAUUAUAAUGUUUGUUUGGUUUACUUUUUUUUUUCCAGAAAUUUGUUAAAGACGAUCAAUCAUUGACACUUCUGAUCUAUUCGAUUAUAAUUUACAGAUUUUUAAUCACAAGAUUACUAAUUGAUAAUGGUGUAGAUUUGAAUGCCAAAGGAAGUAUUAAAUUACCUAAUGAUUCAAUUGAUGAAGUUACACCUCUUUGGUGUGCAGCUAGUUAGUAUCUACAGUCAUUUUUAAACUUAUCUUGUUUGAUUUGAAAAAAAAAUUUAAGGGAAGGAAAAAAACAAUAAGUUCUAACUAAAACCUAAACCUAGUGAUAGAGGGAUCUUUUUAUUUUUUAAUAAUCAAUUUAAACUUUUAAAUUAAGGUGAAUUUGUUCACUAUUUAAAUUAUUUGUUGUCAGUUUUUUCAAUAUUUAAAAAAUAAUUACUAUCAGUCCUAUAAUUAUCAUUUAUUUUAAAAAUUAUAAUUAUCACUUUUGGAGAUUUCAGUAGGAAGUAUUGAACUCCCAAAUCCCCUAUUCUUCCAGAUAUAAUCUUGGCUAUACUCUUAUACGUUUGUAUAAUCUGAUGUACUAGUGAUAGACAUGUGGUGAUUUAAAACUUGGAUAAAAAUUUGAUUCAAAUCCAGAUUUGAAUAUCUGGAUAAUUGGAUAAUCGGGAUAUUCAGAUUUCAUGCCCAUUACUAGUGUAUGCCCCUAUAAUAUAACAGAAGUACAUUGAACUAACACUACACUGUAUACUCUUAUUGUAGUAAUUUAAUUACAUUUGUAACUAAAUUUAAAUAAAAAUAAUUAUUUAUUGAAAAAUUUCUGAUAGUGUGUCUUCUUUAAAUAUGUGCUCAGAAACUCAUUAAUUGUAUGUAUAAUUUUUUCUUAUCAUGUUUAUGUUUGCAGCAUGUGGAAAUAUUUCCAUAAUAAAAGUUCUCGUUCAAAGAGGUGCCGUUAUUAAUUUAUAUACAGAAUGCAAAUCAAAUCCAUUGAUAGCGGCAUGUUAUUAUGGAUCAAUAAAAUGUGUUGAAUAUUUGGUUAAUAACGGAGCUGAUAUUAAUGUAUGCAAUAAAAAUAAGAACUCCUGUCUUUCAAUCUCUUCUUAUAUUGGUAAAUUUAUUCUAAAAUUUUGAGCUUAUAUAAGGUGCUAUUAUUUUUAUUGCGAUUUUUUCUCUUGUUCAAUAUUUUGGGACUAUUUUAUUGUUUUAAAUAGUGUGUCCAUGAAAAUAUGAAAUAACUCUCAUUCAGUCAGUUUUUAAUUUAGUAUACAAGGUGUUAUAUCAAUAUGUAGAAUAGUUGAGUUAAAUAAAUAAAUUAUGUAUCAGAAAAAAUAAUUGUUCCAGUAGUCUACUUUCAGGUUUAGAAAAUUAAAUUUAAAAAUAUGAAUAAGGUACAGUGUUCCUGGUUUCUGAACAACACAAAUAAUAAAAUUAAGGGGAUAUGUGUAGUUGGAAAAUUGUACAAAAAGGGUAGUCCACGAGUUAAUUUUUCUAAUUUAAAUUAAAUAGGUAUUUAUACAAAUUUAAAAAUAAUUAUUCUUUUUUUAAACUUGACAUAGAAACAUUUUAUUUAAGUACCUUAAUUAAUAUAAUAUUUAAAAAAUAAAUUUAACUCAUACCUAUUUAUGUAAUAUUACUCUAGUCAUUAAAUUUGUAUUAUUUAUUGUUUGUAUAAGGUUCGGUUAGGUUAAUUAACAUUAUAUAAUACAUUAAUGCAGUAAUUACACACAUAUGGAUUUUUUAUUUACAGUAAUAAGAAAAUUGUAAUACAUUGAUAUCAUAUAUCAUUUAAUUUUCGGAUUUAUAAUAUUAGUUGGAUUGAAUUUGUGUAUAUCUUUUAAUAACAACGUGAAAUCUUAUACUUAAUUUAUGAUUCAAUAACUUCCUUUGCACAUAAAUAUUUAUUGAAUAAUUGUAUUACUAUUUUUAUACUAGGUUAUGAAAGUAUUGUACAAUUUUUGUUAAAUAAUGGUGCUGAUGUUGAUUCUCAGAACACAUGUGGAUUUACAGCAAUGCAUUUCGCUGUUAAAAAAAAUCGGCUCAAUAUUAUACGGUUACUUAUUUUAAAAGAGGCUAAACAAUUAAAAAAUAUUGAAUGUAUAGUAAUUUUUUAUUUGAACAAUUAUUAUAUGUGUAAAUAAAUUCAAUUUUUAAUUUAUUUAUUUUUCAAGUUAUGACUCCAAUUUUGAUCGCUGCGCAAAAUACUUUUAGUUCUAUUGUACAUUUUCUUGCCGAUUUCAAUUUGGAACAGGAAAAAAUUGAUGCAUAUGAAUUGCUUGGAGCAUCAUUUUUAAAUAGCAAAGAAAAUUAUAAUUUUGAACAGGGGUUUUCUGCUCUAUUGACAGCAAUGGAAAUGCGGUAAGAAAUUUUAAUAAAAUAUCUUAAAAUGCAAUGAUAGUUUGUGCUAUUAUCUAUAUUUAAAUUUUAAAUAAUUUAUUAUAGGUCCACACAUAAAAUAGAGAAACAGCCAUAUAAAAGAAUUGCUGCUUAUAAUAACCAAAUUGAAUGUAAAACUGUGCAAGAUUUAAUGUAUUUAAAAAAUGUUCAUGAAGCAUUACAUUAUGAAUCAUUGAUUAUAAGGUGAUAUAAUGUUAAUUUUUUGUAUAUAGGUACCUAAUGAUGAAAAUAUUAACACAACCAUAUUUACUAAAAAUGAAACAUGUUUGUAAAUGUCAUACUUAUUUUUUACUAGUGCAAUGCAUUUAAUCAACAUUAUAAAUCUAAAUAAAAUAUUAUAAAUAAAUUAUUUUGUGGUUUGUAGUUAUGCAAAAAUAUACAAAAUACAAUUUUUUUAUAUACAGGGUGUAACUGGACUAUUUGACAUUUUUGUAACUACAAUGUAAAAAUGUCAAAUAGUCCUGUUACAUCCUGUAAACUGAGUAGGUCAUGAAAAACAUUUUAAUAUUAACUAUCUAUUUGUUUUGAUUAACAGAUAAAAAUAUGCAAAUCCAUAAAAAUGAUAGCCCUAGUGAUACAUUAUAAUAGUAAUAAAUUAUUUAAAUAUAGUAAAUAAAUAUAUAAAUACAAAUAAACAAAUUUAUUAAUAAAAAUAAAAUAAAUUAAUUAAUGAAUGCGGCUCCUGGAGUAUUAUAAUAAGUGUAUUAAAUGACCACACCAGUUCGAAUUAAAAAUUGAUCAUCAGGUAUAUCACAGUCGAAAUGUAAACCGUGACUCAUACGAGGGCUAAUCAAAAAGUAUGAAGACUGGUAGUAUCAUUCGGAAAAGGAGCAUCGAAGAGCAGUAGGAUUGGUAUCACNUUCACUGAUAUUUUUGUAAAAUAUAUUUUUCGAGUUUGGCGAUUUUGUAAUAAACCCAAAAGAAGAGUAACUUGACAGAUUUGGAGAUUUUAGAAAAUUUUUCUGCAUUUUUUUCCAGUUUCAGAGGGGUGCAACAUUUCGUGGUUUUCGCCAUUAAAUGUCAAUUGAAAAACUGAAAAUGCGCCCUCGAGUGGCAGCAAGUUCCGCUUCUUUUGGAUUUAUUACGAAAUCGCCAAACGUGAAAAACAAAUUUUAGAAAAAUAUUGUCAAAUCAAAAUGAAGAAGUUUAUAGAGAUUGUAUACGAAUAGAUGUGCUCAGUAUAAGUCAUAAAACCUAGGUUUACAAAUCGUUUUGCUCUUCAACGAGUAAUAUUAUCAGUCUCGAUACUUUUUGAUUAGCCCUUGUACAUAAUAAGUCAUAUAAUACGCUUAUCAUAAUAUAUAUAAACUGUUUUAUUUAUAUAUUUAUUUACGAGUAUUAACUGUUUUACUUUAUUAUUUUAUUAUUUAAUAAAUUGGUUGUUUUUCUAACAAAAAUGAAUAAUAAAUAUCAUUGACAUUUUAUAUUUUUAUUAAAAACAAAUUUAUCAGUUUACAACACAUUAAAAUAAUUAUUAUAAUACGCAACCAGAUAAAAAAAAAAAAUAAUAAUACAUAUAGGUAUUGGAUGUUGUUAUAACAUAAUUUUUUUUUUAUUGGACUAAAACGAUUUAUAUGAAUUACGAAUUAAAUGAAUUGCUACCUGUAAUUUAUAAUUUAUUCAAUUUUUCUAGAGUUUUCUCCUCAAAUUUUAAAAACCGAGAUAAAACAUGGGGAAAUUAGGAAAAUCCAUACAACAUGAAACAACAUUUGUUUUUCUUUAUGCUUACAAGUUAACAUGCUUAAUGACAUAAAACUCAGUCUUGAUUUAAAAAAAAAUAAAUUACCAAAUAAGUCAAAUUUUGGCAUUUUAUUUUAACAUAUGAGCAACUUUAAUUUUUAAGAUUUAACAAUUAUAGUUUUUAAUUACUUAUUUACACUAUGUUAAUCUAUAAAAAAUGACUAAGUGUAAAACCAUAUUUAAAUGUUUUAUUUCGUCAUUUUAUGUAAAUGAAAAAUGUAUUAUUAUAUAGGGGCUGUGGAUUAUUGUCUAUAAUAUAUAAUAAAUAUAAAUAUAAAAUUAAUUUUUGUAAUAAAUUAAAACAUUAAUACUGAUUGUCAAAACUGGUAUCCAAACAAUAAUUAUUUUAAUUUGCAUACAAAAUUAGUAGUAUCAAUAAUAAAUGAAAUAAUAAUAAUUUAUUUAUUAAUACAAGCUCUAUAAAUCUAAUUUUGUUUUGUAUAUUAAGAGAACUAAUGAAAAUAGCUUGUGUUAUGUUAUCUUCUGAGAAAACUUAUUUUUGUAUGUAUUAUUUUAGAGAAAGAAUUUUAGGAGAAGAUAAACCAGAUUUAUUAUUGCCAUCAAUAAUAUACAGGGGUGACUGUUAUGCAGAUGUAGAUCAUUAUGAACCAUGUCUAAAACUUUGGUGUCAUGCUUUACAAUUAUCUCAGAAUAAUUGUUUCAGCGUUACUGUCGAUCUUCUACCAUUCAUUCAGGUAAACAUGAUUAAUAAUUAAAAUAAUUGUAUUGUUGAUGCAAUAAGAAGCAUGUUAUUUUAUGGUAGGUAUAAUGAAGUUUUUAUUAUUUUAUAAAAUAUUCUAGCAAUAUUUAAUUUACAAAAAUUGUGUAUAUUUUUGAAGUUCAUGUAUAAUAUGAUUUACUCAAUUAAUUUUAUAUUUUUAAUAAUCAUUUUAGUUUAAUUUCUUUAAUUCUGAAUAUCGAACUUACCUAUUUAGUUGUGUAAAUUGGUUCACCUCCAAAAUAGCCAAACUCCUGUAAUUUUUUUCCAUCAUAUUAAUCAUUCCAGAUUGAUUCUGCUCAUAUUUAAUUUUAUCCAAAAAUGGCUAUCUAUACCAUAUCAGUGUUCUAAGUGGGAUGGGUACAGUAAAGGUAUUCCAAGAGUUUUAUAAAGUGAGGCAGUUGAUUUGUAAUAUAAUGAUGAAUGAUAAAAAUUGCCUCAGUUGUCCAUCCUUAUUUCUGGGAACAUGCCUCUCUUAAAAUUGUUAUAGGAGUAGCCUAUCCAUUUCUUUGUUAUGUAUGUUUCUAAAUCCAUUUAGCAAUGAGCAGUCUUUAAAACCCUUAUUUAGUUUUGGUAUAUAAAUUUAAAUUUAAUUGUAAGAGAUAAUAUUUUGUGUUUCUACUUUUAAAUUUUAUUUAUUUAUAUAGGUGUUUUGUAAAAUGAUUAAAUCUGAAAUCAAUAUUGAACUAUUACAUUUAAAAAAUGUGUUGUUAUAUGCAGUAAAUGAAUCCUUAUAUUAUAAAUACAAAAUUGCUAAAAAUAUAGACAAAAAGGAAAUAGUGAAGGUACAAUAUAAAUUAAGAAAUAGUAAAUAAAUACAAUUUGAAAUACAUUUUUGUUUAUUUAAUUAGCAAAACAUGUAUGAAAAUAUGAAGAUUAUAAUGAGUUUAAUAAUUAUUAUCAGCAUAACACUAGAAAAGGAAUGCAAUUUAGAGCAUCCAAUAAAGCAAAAACUGUUGAAUAUUAUUACAAAAAUCAAUAAAAUGAAUCUCAGAUCGGAAAACAAUAUGACAUUACUUCACAUGUGUGUUAAAUGUGAUAUAACAUUGGACAAAUUUAUAACAACAAUUGUUUGGUAACUAAAGAUUAUUUACUUGUAAAUUAUAUACAAUUUUAUUCACAUAUAAAAUAUACGAGUUAAAUAAUGAUUUUUAAAAUAUCUUAAUAUGGCUGUAAACAAUUUGAUCAUCCCCUCCCCUUGAACUUAAAAUUGUAUUUGAUUUUUUUUGUUUUUAUCUACAAUUUAAAUUAAAUAACCAAUUUUCUUUUUUUAUUUGCAGGUUCCCUCAUUUUCUUUCUAUGAAAUUAUUAUUAACCUGUGGAGCAGAUGUUAAUGCUUUAGACAAUGAACAAAAUACACCACUUAACAACAUGGUUAAUUUUUUUAUAGAUUAGUAAGUGUUUGCAUUUUUAUUUUUAAAAAUAUGUUUUAUGUUUGAUGGAUAUUUAUUUAUUUUAAGUCCCUUUAUGCCUCAUGACAUGGAUUUAAAUUCUAAAAAAAUAAUUGAAGAGCUUUUGAAUGCUGGUACUCACACAGACAUUGUAAACAAAUCUGGAUGGAGUCCUCAUAGUUUUGACCUAACAAGUAAUGGUUUAUAUUUAUAGUUUUAAUUUACUGUAACAUUCUGUUUAUUUAAUUUACUAUUUUUUUUAGAUAUAUAUCCAUGUUUAAAGAUUUCUCCCAGGAAGUUGACAUGCCUUGCAGCUUGUACUUUAAAGUAUAAAACUAAAAAAGAAUAUUACUGUGAUAAACUUCCAGAAGCUGUACUCAAAUUUAUUGAUUUACAUUGAAUUAGUAAUUAUUAUGUUCUUGGUACACUAUUUGAUACAAAACAUAAUUUUAAUUAAAAUGGAAUUCAGAAGUAUAAUUGAAUAUAAUUCAAUUUUUAUGAUACACAAUUUUCUAAUAAUUAACUAGUUUGUGUUUAUUUUUAAUGUUUUAUAUUUUCUACUGUUUUGUACUGUCUUUUAGGAAAAAAAUACUUUAUAAUUUGUGACUGUUAUUUUAAUUUGAAUGUCAAAAUGUACACAAUGUAGGGUGGCCAUUGCAUUACAGAUAAAUGUUUAUAGCAUGACUACAGAGUAGCAGACAACCUAAUAAAUUUACUUCACUAUGGAAUUGUAUCAUCAUAAUUAAAUUUCCUAUUUAGAUUUUAAAUGCAUUUAUUAUAAAACUCAUUUUUAUUUCUGUAAAAACACUUUUUUUUUUUCUUUCUUUAAGAAUGCAUGCAUUUAAACUUGUAUUUAUUGUUUGAAUUUUAUUAUGUAAUAGAAUUAUUUUAGUGUAUACAUUAUGUUUUAAGCACAGCACUAAUAAUAAUAGAUUCGCGAAGUAAGCAAGUACUCCAAAAAUAUAAUAUAAAUUAUGUAAUACUUUAAAAUUAUAAUUUAAUUUUAUAUU
Molecule: messenger RNA, 13671 nt
Organism: Cinara cedri
Lineage: Eukaryota; Metazoa; Arthropoda; Insecta; Hemiptera; Aphididae
Source: the annotation of a GenBank genome assembly